AUGAGAAGAUCCACCUUGAAUGCUCAUCAGCCCGACGCGCCGGAUCUGUCCAUACACCGCACGACUGCCGCUCAGCAAUCUGAACGAUCCGUUGCGUAUAUUUCUCUUGGCACGAAUUUUGGUGGUGACUUACGUUUGGGUAUACUUGAAAGUGCUAUUUUGAGUAUUCAGAAGGAUGUUGGUUUGAUAGAUGGGUGUUCUUGUUUGUAUGAGUCACUGCCUGGCUAUGACGUGGUGUCUGGUGGCAAGGAGGUUCACGAUCUUACCUUACCGCUGCAUCUUAACGCAGUUGUGCGAGUAACCACGGAAAUAAAAGACCCUGAGGUUGUCCUUGAUGCUCUGCAAGCCAUAGAACAACAACACGGCAGAGACCGAUCUCCUACUGCUGUGCGACUCCACAGAACCCUUGAUCUUGAUCUUUUAUUCUUUCAAGAUAGAGAGGCAAGGAGCAUACAAGUCAACACAAAGAAACUCACGCUUCCCCACCCUCGGCUUCACCAGCGGAACUUCGUCCUUUUCCCCCUCUGCGACAUUCAACCCGACUUGGUACAUCCCAACGAAGGCAAGACGAUUAAGGAGUUCCUUUUAGCAAGCUUAAGGAAGAGAGAAGAAGCAUUAAGCGCCUCUUCUGAUGAUGCCGGAGCUGUAUAUACUAUCGACGGCAACCUUGCAAUCCCACGCCGUUGCUUUGCACUAAAUGGUCAUCAACUGUGGACAGUUAAAGGAGGCAGUGAGGCUGCUGUAUCGGAUACUCUAAGGUGGAUAAAAGAAGUGAUGAAGAAGUACAGAUUAGAAGAAAGAACAGCAACAAAUGAUUCGCAGCUUCCUGCCUUUGCGGAGGGGCUGCUGGCUCUUAAGAGCUUCCUGUUGCAAGAACCCAAGAGCCCUAGGUUAAUGGGGGUUCUUAAUGUUACUCCUGACUCCUUUAGUGACGGUUUAAAGUAUUACAAUAACGUAGAAGGAGCAGUUAAACAGGCGCAGCAAAUGAUGACGGAUGGCGCGGAGAUCAUUGAUGUGGGAGGAGAAGCAACAAACCCGUUUGUGCAAGGAGAGGUGUCUGUACAGGAGGAAAUACAACGCGUAGUUCCAGUAAUUGAAACAUUAAAAAAGGAAAUCGGGGAAAAUGUUUUUAUUUCUGUUGAUACUAGAAGGAUGCCUGUUGCAGAUGCCGCUAUAGCUGCAGGGGCUGACGUGAUUAAUGACGUCAGCGGAGGAGAGGCCGAUCCUAGCCUCCUCGAUUUUGCUGUAGCUAAGCGAUUUCCUCUUGUUGUCAUGCAUUCAAGAGGAACUCCAAAGUCUAUGGACGGUCUUGCACAAUACGACGACGUCGUAAACGAAGUGGCUGAGUACUUGACCGAUAAGACAAACACUCUAAUUAGAAUGGGUCUUCCUCGGUACGCGUACGCCUGA
Eimeria maxima is the source of this 1410-nucleotide messenger RNA. Its product is annotated as hydroxymethyldihydropterin pyrophosphokinase-dihydropteroate synthase, putative. Gene Ontology annotation, biological process: tetrahydrofolate biosynthetic process. The coding region runs from base 1 to 1410 and encodes 469 amino acids. The record is from RefSeq and is a predicted model, not a curated record. Gene Ontology annotation, molecular function: 2-amino-4-hydroxy-6-hydroxymethyldihydropteridine diphosphokinase activity; dihydropteroate synthase activity. Lineage: Eukaryota; Apicomplexa; Conoidasida; Eucoccidiorida; Eimeriidae. The transcript has 3 exons.